This is a messenger RNA of Meloidogyne enterolobii, 630 nucleotides long. Lineage: Eukaryota; Metazoa; Nematoda; Chromadorea; Rhabditida; Meloidogynidae. The record is from the annotation of a GenBank genome assembly.
UUUGGUGAUGAAAUUAAAAAGCGGAUUGAAUUGGAGAAGAAACUUGCCGCCUUAAUGGAACGUGUGGAUCGUAAACAAAAAAAAGAUGAUGAAGAAGAUGAGAAAACUAGGAAAGAAAUCGAAAAAAUUAAAAAGGACAUGGAUGUUAUAAAAUUUGAUGUGCAGAUGUUGAAAAACUGGAGGGCAACGGUCGAAAAGCAGAAGGAGGAGGCGCGAGAGCAAGCGCAAGAAGAUCAAGGUUGUGGUGGAGACGGGGCUAAGAAAGGAAAAGCUAAAGGUGGAAAAGGCCUUGAUGGAAUGAUUAAGGGUGGAAUUGAUAGCAAAGUCGACGGUAAAUUUUUAUUUGAAAUAAGAAACCGAUAGUGGAUAAUUAGUUAGUGGAUACCUUAAUAAUUUACUUAUAAUUAGUUUUUUAUUUGCGGACUGCGGAUUACGGCUGCGGAUUUUAUAGUUAAAAUUGCGAAUUGGGCUUCGGAAAUUUUUCCCAUUGUGUCCAAUCUUUGUCAGAGACUAUCUUCGAAUGUCGAGGAGUUUUUUCCACCCAAAUUCUUUUAAUCUCCAAAUUCACUGAUAUCCCUAUUAAUCGCUUAAAUCACAUAAUAUCCUCUUUAUCUCCAAAUUGUCAAUAUC